CCUCUGCUCCACAAAGAAAGCCACAAGCAAACGAACAAUGAGCACUUGUUUGAGCUCGAAAACGUCGUCGUAGCUUGAGGGGGGUUAUUGUCUCUGUUUUGGCAUUGAUGUUCCUAUGCUGCUGGUAUAAGGUAUUAUAGAGAGGUUAUAUAAUGACUGAUUAGAAUAACUUUACAGAGGAUGCCGACAUUAGCUUCAACGCGGAUGCUCCUUCUUGUUGGAGAGUCACUACCUUUCCAAAAGUUAUCACAUGUGUCUAGGACAGCCUGGUUGCACAGAAGUGUACGUUUUCUGAGUAGGGUUCAGCGGGACCAUGGGCCUCUUACCAUUGCGAGCCUUGGGUUCAAGAAUGAAUUUGAUUCAAGGAACAAGAACAAAUCAAAUAAACUUAAGCAGUUGAAUUCUCCUGUUCAAGUUCCCAAGAGUAAACUCAAUGCAGUUGUAAGCAAUGAAAUCAAGGUAGUUGGGACUAAAACAUUGCUUGAAAUAGAGUCAGCUCCAUUUUCUGCAAAGUCUUUUUCUGAGCUUGGCCUCCCACCUUUAUUAAUAGAGAGGUUAGAGAGUGAGGGCUUUACAGUUCCAACUGAUGUACAGUCUGCAGCCAUUCCUACCAUACUUAAGAAUCACGAUGUUGUGAUUCAGUCUUACACUGGUUCGGGAAAGACAUUGGCGUAUCUUCUUCCUAUACUCUCUGAAGUUGGCCCACUGAAGAAGAAACCUGCUGCUGAUGAUGGAAAACCUGCAAAGAAAAUGGAGAUAGAAGCAGUAAUUGUGGCUCCCUCUAGAGAGCUGGGCAUGCAAAUAGUAAGGGAGUUUGAGAAGAUUUUGGGACCUUCAAAUAGAAAGUUCGUUCAGCAGCUUGUGGGGGGUGCAAACCGAUCAAGGCAGGAAGAAGCCCUCAAGAAAAACAAGCCAGCCAUUGUUGUUGGUACACCUGGUCGGAUUGCAGAGAUCAGUGCAGCUGGAAAGCUUCCCACCCAUGGAUGUCGUUUCUUGGUCUUAGAUGAAGUGGAUGAGCUCAUUUCUUUUAAUUUUAGAGAGAGCAUGCACCGGAUACUGGAGCAUGUAGGUAGGAGAUCGGGUGCGGACCCUCGUGGACCAAAAAGCCCAGUCGCCCCAAGGUCACAACGUCAGACCAUCAUGGUGUCUGCGACUGUGCCAUUUUCGGUCAUAAGGGCAGCCAGGAGCUGGGCUUGUGACCCACUUCUUGUACAAGCCAAAAAAGUAAUCCCACUUGAAUCUCUCCCCUCAGGACCCAAUAAGUUAUCGGGACCUAUGUCCAAUUCAGGUUCAGAGUCAAAUUUGCAGCCUCAGGCAGCAGUGGAGAGCCUACCUCCCUCUCUGAAACACUACUAUUGUGUCACGAAGUUACAACACAAGGUUGAUACAUUACGAAGAUGUGUACAUGCACUUGAUGCGAAGUCUGUGAUAGCUUUCAUGAACCACAGUAAGCAGCUGAAGGAUGCCGUCUUCAAGCUAGAGGCUCGCGGGAUAAAAGCUGCAGAGCUACAUGGGGAUCUUGGGAAGCUUGCUAGAUCUACAACUUUAAAAAAAUUCAAGAAUGGGGAGUUGAGAAUUCUGGUGACAAAUGAACUUUCGGCAAGGGGUUUGGAUGUGGCAGAAUGUGAUCUUGUGGUUAAUCUAGGAUUACCCACGGAUUCAAUUCAUUAUGCACAUCGAGCAGGCCGGACGGGUCGGCUUGGCAGGAAGGGUACUGUGGUGAGCAUAUGUGAAGAGUCAGAAGUUUUUGUUGUGAAGAAGAUGCAGAAGCAGCUUGGCAUUCCCAUUCCAGCUUGUGAGUUCACAGAGGGAAAAUUUGCUGUCACGGACGAAGGAGAAACUCCAGCUGUAAGGUGAGAAGACAUUUUACAUCUUUAGCAUUCCUUCUUCCUGAAUCAACAUAGACGUUUUUUUUUUUUUUUUUUUCUCGCUUUAUUUUUUUCCUGCUUCUGUUCAUUCUUUUGUAUCAGUUGCUGAGUGCAAGGUUAAUCCACUAAACAGGGCACAUCUAUGUAAUUUGCAACUUUAUGUAGUGACUUGAAGUUUAUAUUGAGAUAUGGAAUACCAUUGCUAGCU
Alnus glutinosa is the source of this 2076-nucleotide messenger RNA. Its product is annotated as DEAD-box ATP-dependent RNA helicase 47, mitochondrial. Gene Ontology annotation, molecular function: RNA binding; ATP binding; RNA helicase activity. NCBI's taxonomy places the organism in Eukaryota, Viridiplantae, Streptophyta, Magnoliopsida, Fagales, Betulaceae. The transcript is spliced from 2 exons. The record is from RefSeq and is a predicted model, not a curated record. Bases 181 to 1857 code for a protein of 558 amino acids.